UGCAAAGUUUUCUUUGCUGCGGAUCCCAUCAAAAUAAUGCGAGCCCAGGGGCAGUACAUGUUUGACGAGAAAGGCCAAAGGUACUUGGACUGCAUCAACAACGUGGCUCACGUGGGACACUGCCACCCAGAAGUGGUCAAAGCCACGGCGAAACAGAUGGAACUACUCAACAUGAAUUCUCGCUUCCUCCACGACAACAUCGUGGAGUACGCCAAGCGCCUUUCAACCACCCUGCCGCAGACGCUCUCUGUUUGCUACUUUACAAAUUCGGGAUCCGAAGCCAAUGACUUAGCCUUACGCCUGGCACGGCAGUUCCGAGGCCACCAGGAUGUGAUCACUCUUGACCGUGCUUACCAUGGUCACCUGACAUCGUUAAUUGAGAUCAGUCCCUAUAAGUUUCAGAAGGGCAAAGAUGUCAAGAAGGAAUUUGUACAUGUGGCACCAACGCCAGAUACUUACAGAGAGGACCACGAAGACGCAGACACAGCCUAUGCAGAUGAAGUGAAGAAAAUCAUGGAAGAGGCUCAGAGCAGAGGAAGGAAGAUUGCUGCCUUUAUUGCUGAAUCCAUGCAGAGUUGCAGUGGACAAAUUAUUCCUCCAGCAGGCUCCUUCCAGAAAGUGGCUGAACAUGUUCGCAGGGCAGGGGGCGUGUUUAUCGCGGAUGAAGUUCAAGUAGGCUUUGGCAGAGCUGGGAGGCAUUUCUGGAGCUUCCAAACGCAUGGCGAAGACUUCAUUCCAGACAUGGUCACCAUGGGGAAACCUAUGGGCAACGGUCACCCCAUGGCCUGUGUGGUGACAACCAAAGAAAUUGCAGAAACCUUCAGCAGCACCGGCGUAGAGUAUUUCAAUACAUAUGGAGGAAACCCAGUGUCUUGUGCUGUUGGGUUAGCUGUGCUGGACGUAAUUGAGAGAGAAAACCUUCAGGGAAAUGCUGUCCGAGUGGGGAAUUACCUCACGGAGCUACUGGAAGCACAGAAAGCUAAGCACCCUUUGAUAGGGGACAUCAGAGGUGUUGGCCUUUUUAUUGGCAUUGAUCUGGUGAAGGACCAUGAGAAAAGGACGCCUGCAACAGCCGAAGCCCAGCACGUCAUUUAUAAAAUGAAGGAGAAAGGGGUGCUUCUCAGUGCCUAUGGCCCCCACAGGAAUGUGCUCAAAAUCAAGCCACCAAUGUGCUUUACAGAAGAAGAUGCAAAGUUCAUGGUGGACCACCUGGAUGGUAUCUUAACAGUUUUAGAAGAAGUCACAGAAACCAAGAGUGACGGGGUGAUCUCUGAGAAUACAGUUUGCAGAACAAAGGAAGUCCACGCGGAACAGUCCAAUCACGGCGCCACCGAGUCCAGGGAAAACCACAGCAGAAAGAGAAACGAUGUAUGCUCAGAUCAGCGCACGCUGCUCAGCAAAAGACUCAAGACAUGA
Molecule: messenger RNA, 1416 nt
Organism: Chionomys nivalis (European snow vole)
Lineage: Eukaryota; Metazoa; Chordata; Mammalia; Rodentia; Cricetidae
Product: ethanolamine-phosphate phospho-lyase-like
Exons: 1
Coding region: 37-1416 (459 amino acids)
Cellular component (GO): mitochondrion
Molecular function (GO): ethanolamine-phosphate phospho-lyase activity; pyridoxal phosphate binding; transaminase activity
Source: RefSeq, a predicted model, not a curated record